AUGCGGUGGGUAAGGGGCCUCUUCACAGUCCGGAACAAAAGCCGUCUCGUAAAGGUCCUUUUCUGCCUUGUUGCCGGCUAUUUCUUUAUCAGUGCUCUUGCGUCCAAUUCUCGCUCGGGAGGCCGGACACGAUUCUCGAGGGACAUUGUUGAUCGGGGAUUCCAUGAGAUUCCCGACUAUUCAAAGCAUCGAGAAGGUGCUGGCGAGAACGGCGAUGGCGUUCACUUGCAAGGCGAUGAUAAGCUAAAAGCAGAAGAGCUUCAAAAGACGUGGUUCAUGAAUAUCCUCGCCUCUGACGCGAUUUCGUUGGAUCGAUCGAUACCGGAUUCAAGAAGCAAGGAAUGUAAAAGACUGGAAUAUACCAUCUCUUCACUUCCCUCCACAUCGGUAGUGAUCAUCUUCACGGACGAGUCUUAUUCCGCACUGCUACGAACUGUGCAUUCCGUCAUCAAUCGUAGCCCUCCCGAAUUGCUGCUAGAAGUGGUUCUCGUUGAUGACAACAGUCAUUUGCCCGAGCUCGGCGAGAAGCUGGAGAAGCAUCUUGAACGUUUCGGUGCCCUGGUGAAGUUGGUUCGCAGCAAGGAACGUCUCGGCUUGAUUCGCGCAAAAGUACGAGGUGCUCGCGAGGCGCGUGGAGAUGUGCUCGUUUUUCUGGAUUCGCAUUGCGAGGCAAAUUCUGGCUGGCUUGAGCCAUUGUUGGCUAGAAUUGCCGAAGAACGAACGGCCGUUAUUUGCCCGGUGAUCGACUCGAUUUCGGAUACAACGAUGGCUUACAUGGGCGGUUCGGCUGGAGGCAUUGGAACUUUCUGGUGGUCUCUUCAUUAUAGCAUGGGGCCCUUGCCGAAAAGCGAAGUGGAAAGAAGAAAAAAUCCUGAAACGGAUAUCAUUCGUUCACCAACCAUGGCCGGCGGCUUAUUUGCUGUUGAUCGCAAAUAUUUCUUCGAAGUCGGAGCGUAUGAUGAGGAAAUGGAUGUGUGGGGCGGCGAAAAUCUGGAAAUUUCAUUCCGGGUGUGGAUGUGUGGCGGCUCGAUAGAGAUUCAUCCGUGCUCUCAUGUUGGUCAUAUCUUCCGUUCUGGGCAUCCUUACGAUAUGACUGGACGCAAUGGAAAUAAAGAUGUCCAUGGCACAAAUUCGAAGCGACUGGCUGAAGUGUGGAUGGAUGACUACAAACGUCUAUUCUAUGUACAUCGAAUGGGUCUUCAGACGCAGGACGUGGGAGAUCUCCAGUCAAGGAAAGAUUUGCGAGAACGGCUUCAAUGUCAUUCUUUUAAAUGGUUCCUAGACAACGUGAUCCCGCAGAAAUUUGUACCCGACGAGGACGUCGUCGCCUAUGGAAACGUCCGAAAUGGGGAUCUCUGCUUGGAUACGUUGCAAAGGCUGGAGAACAAGGGCACGAUCAUCCUGGGCGUGUUCUCGUGUCAAGGCGGCGGCUCAUCAUCCCAAGCAUUUUCCUACAGUCGAGCAGAUGAAGUCAGACGUGAAGCAACCUGUCUACAAGUCGGCCCGAAAGAACAUGGCAUCAAGAAACGGAAGGCUUUGAUCCAAUUUUGUUUGGAUGAUCGUCCCAUCGAAUUUGCUCAUGAGAAGGACGGCCCAAUAAUGCACCGCGAUUCGGGGCUCUGUCUGGAUGUUGGCGGUGUCGAAUCGGGUGGCGAUCUCUACUUCGAUGAUUGUGUCGACAACAAAGAAUCCCAACGCUGGUCGUUCAAGAAGUAUUUC
Mesorhabditis spiculigera is the source of this 1719-nucleotide messenger RNA. Lineage: Eukaryota; Metazoa; Nematoda; Chromadorea; Rhabditida; Rhabditidae. The record is from the annotation of a GenBank genome assembly.